Closterium sp. Naga37s-1 is the source of this 3393-nucleotide messenger RNA. Lineage: Eukaryota; Viridiplantae; Streptophyta; Zygnematophyceae; Desmidiales; Closteriaceae. The record is from the annotation of a GenBank genome assembly.
AUGCCCGGUCCGCUCCCGUCGCCGUUCCCGCCGGGAGCGCUGAUACCCUCCGCGUCCGCCGCGAGCCUGGCGUCGCCGUCCUCCUCCACGCCGUCUGCCAUGGCUGCGAUGAGCAUGUCCGGCCUGGGCCACGGGCACGGCGGGUCCGUUGGCGCGUCUCUGGCGUCGCUGGGAGUGUCGGGGAGUCAUGGCGACGCGGCGGCAGCGGCGGGAGCGGGGAUGGCGGGAUUGGCGGGGAUGGCGGGGGUGGGGGGGAUGGCGGGGAUGGGGGGAAUGGCGGGGAUGGCGGGGAUGACGGGGAUGACGGGGAUGACGGGGAUGGCGGGAAUGACGGCUAUGGCGGGGAUGGCGGGGACGAGUGGGUGGAUGCACCACGGCAUGCAUCCGCCGGGAGCCGUUUCGCUUGCUGCCAGAGGCGGCGGCGCUGCGAGCAUGGGGGCCAUGGCGGAAGGGCUGAUGGCAGGGGCGUCGCAAAUGGGGGGCGGCACCAGUGCGGCGGGGACCAUGUGGAUGGCGCAAGCUCAGGUGCGCUUCCCCGUGCAUGCUCAUUUUCACUAUUCUGCUUCCGCGCGCACGCAGCUUUCCCCCAUGCUCAUUCCGCGCGCACUCUGCUUCCCACUGCGCGCAUUCCGCGCGCACUCUGCUUCCCACUGCGCGCAUUCCGCGCGCACUCUGCUUCCCACUGCGCGCAUUCCGCGCGCACUCUGCUUCCCACUGUGUUCAUUCCGCGCGCACUCUGCUUCCCACUGCGCGCAUUCCGCGCGCACUCUGCUUCCCACUGCGCGCAUUUCGCGCGCACGCACCGCCCCCCCAUCUCAGUGGUUUCAUCAGCCCCUGCCUACCUCGCCGCUUCUUGAUUGCCUUCCCUCCGUGGUCUCGAUUCUGCGCUGCUUCCUUUCCGAGCUGUUUCCGCCGCCAUCGUUCGCGAAUUUAGCGUCUCAUAUUGUAGCCCCUAUUUCACCCUGCUCUGUCCCCUCCCGUGCGUCAACCAAGCAGCGACAACAGUCGACGGGGAACGCCAGCGAGCAGAGAGUUCGAGCCACGCCGGAUUUCGCGGAGGUGUAUCGGUUCAUAGGGCUCGUGUUCGACCCGUCCACGUCGGGCCACCUCGCGCACCUCAAGGCCAUGGCACCCAUCGACCGCGAAACCGUGCUCCUGCUCAUGCGAAACCUCUCCAUGAACCUCGCCAACCCCGAGUUCCAGCAACAUGAUGCGUUCAUGCAACUCAUGAGAGGCACGGGCGGCAACGAUGCCGUGGCACCACCAGCGGUAGCACCAGCCGCAGCCGCAGCCGCAGCAGCAGACGCAGAAGCAGCAGGCGCUAAGGCAGAAGGAGCAGCAGCAGAUGCGACCGGAAGGGCCGCAGCAGGAAGCCGGGAGGCGGACAAGCCAUCUUCAGAAAUCGCCAAGUCUGAAGGAGGGGCAGAUGUUACUGCACAAGGGAUACGAGAGCCUGAGGAACAGGCAAGUAGGCAGACGCAGGCUCAGGCGCAAAGACCGGGGAGUGAUGAGGGUAGUGUGAAGGCGGAGGAAGGCAGAACGGAGGCGGGCAGGGCAGAGGGGAGUAGGGAGGGUGUAGGUGCUGCAGGUGCUGUUCGAGGGAGUGCAGAGGAGCGAGCAGCAGAGGGGGAUGGUGCAGUGGGAAUGGAGGUGGAAGAGGGAGAGGCAAGGCCUUCAGGUGAUGGACAAGAACGGGUUGACGGAGUCAAUGGGUUGACUGGUGUGACAGAGGCGCAGCAGUCGCAUGACGCGCGGGCCGACCCAGCCCGUCCAGCCUUUGCCUCAAUGCCUCGCUCCCAGUCGUCCCCUGCACCGACCACUGCCACUGGCCUGCACUCCGCCACUCACUCCGCCCACCUCCACCACCCCCACCAGGCACUGCUCACAUCCAUGCGCGGAGGCGCCAGCAGCAUGGGCGGGGACGUGCCCCGCGGGGAUGUGCUUCGCACCUAUACAGGGGACGUGCCCCGCACCCUAGGAGGAGACCUAUCCAGCAGCAUGCGGGGCCAUGUGCCCCGCGGGGUGGGGGUGGGAGGGGAUAUGGCCCUUGGGAACGUACCUCUGGGCGGCGGGGAUGUGGAGGAGCUCUUUAUGAUGUCCCACAUGAUGUCCGCCUGGCCUGGCUUCUCUGGGUCCGGAUUAUCUGGGUUUGAUCUGCCUGAGGAUGCCAAGGCGGGUGCGCUUUCUCUCCCUGCGACUCUCCCUGCUGGGCUUGCUGGUGCUGGUGCUGGUGCUGGUGCUGGUACAUGGCCUAUGAACGGCACAGCUGGCCUGAGCGGCCUAGGCAGGAUGACUGAGUUGACCGAUUUGACCGGGCUGAACGGCAUGGCUGGGUUAAACGCCUUUGGUGCCUGGCCUGGUAUGGCAGGCAUGGCCGGAGCAGCUGUAGGCUCGGCAGGAGGCGCGGUAUCCGAGGCAGGAGCUGAGGCAGCAGGUUCGGCAGCGAGGUCGGCGAAUGGGUUAAGGGCAGGCGUGGGUGGUGGUGCAGGGAAGGGAGUGGGUGCGAGCACAGAUGCAGAGGUGCUGGCGCGGACAGCAGCUGUUGCAGCACGAGCAGCAGGGACAUGCAGCAACAGUGGUGCUAGUGCUGCUAGUGGCGUCAGUGCUGGUGGCGGUGGUGCUGCUGGGAGUGGUGCUGGUGGUGCUGCUGGUGGUGCGGUUGGGGGUGGUGGUGGUGGUGGUGGUGGUGGUGGUGGGGUGAGCAACGGAGGGGGUCAAGCUGCCAUGUGGGCUGGUAGGAUGGCACGGGGGGGUGGCAUGGCUGUUGGCAUGGCAGGGGGCGGCAUGGGAGGCGGAGGCAUGGGAGGUGGGGGCAUGGGACCUGUGAUGAGAGGCUUGCCUGGAGGCGGUGUGAUGGCGCGGCCAGGUGGCAUGGUCAUGAUGGGUGGUCAUGAACUGGGGCAAGGCAUGGCCAGUGGUAUGGGCGGUGGCAUGUUGGGUGCAGGCAUGGGGGGUGCAGGGAUGGGGGGUAUGGGAAUGGGAGCAGGCAUGGGAGGAAGUAUAGCUACUGCAGGCUUGGGAGUGCAUGCGCGGCCAGGUAUGGGUCUAGGUCCGGGAUCUGCAGGCAUGGGUCUACGUCCGGGAGGUGCAGGUGUGGUGAUGGGGGCUACAGGUAUGGGAGCUGCAGGUAUGGGGAGUGCAGGUCUGGCUGCUGCAGGCAUGGGGAAUUACAGUGCCAGUGCAAUGGACAUGGAAGGCAUGAUGGAUCUUCCCAUGCCCAUGGGCAUGAGUGGGGCUUCUUCAGAGCAUUUUUACGUGCCAGGAAUGCUGCCUGGAAUGUUGAAGUUUUCGGGGUCGUCUGGUGCAGUGAUUCAAGGGGCAGGAACUGGUGGUGUUGGUGCGCCGUCUGUUCAGUUUGGAGGACUUACAAAUGGAAUUGCGUCAAGAAGAUGA